Molecule: messenger RNA, 1972 nt
Organism: Humulus lupulus (European hop)
Lineage: Eukaryota; Viridiplantae; Streptophyta; Magnoliopsida; Rosales; Cannabaceae
Product: receptor-like protein EIX1
Exons: 4
Coding region: 1-1821 (606 amino acids)
Molecular function (GO): protein binding
Source: RefSeq, a predicted model, not a curated record
AUGAGUAUCAAUCUAGUUAAUCUCACCUUAUUGGAAAAUGAAAUAAAAGGCCCUCUUCCAAAUUCUUUUGAAAACAUGAGAUCUCUUGCACGCUUUGAUUUGUCUGGGAAUGGAUUCAAAGGGCCACUACCCAAUAUUUCAACGUUUAGUUCAUACCUUAGACGGUUGGAUGCCUCUAAUAAUAAGCUUAAUGGUACUCUGCCUAAAGAAAUUGGAGAGCUCCAACAACUCGAGUAUCUAGUACUCUACUCAAAUUCUUUCAGUGGUACUUUACCUAAAAGUAUUGGUAAGCUCCAACAACUUGAGGCAUUAGAUCUCCACUCAAAUUCUUUCAGUGGGCUUAUUCCACCAUUUCAACUAGAUAUUCUAUCAUUGAGGUCUUGCAAGUCAGGUCCACAAUUUCCUACUUGGCUCAAAACCCAAAUAAUUAUCUCAACACUUGAUCUUUCAAACUUUGAAAUUCAUGAUGAAAUCCCCAAUUGGUUUUUCAGUCAAAUUCUGACAUUGGAUUUUCUAAAUCUAUCUUCAAAUCAAUUUCGUGGUUCUGUUCCACCAUAUCUAUCUAAUGUCACGGCAUUGUUUCUUUCUAUUAAUAGAUUCAUUAAUGUAAAGACUUUUCUUUGUUACCCAAUACAAGGAUCAAUACAACUUCUUGACAUUUCCAAUAAUAUGCUUAAUGGAAGCCUCCCUGAUUGUCAGUGGAACAUGAAGGAUUUGAUUGUUGUGAAACUAGAUAACAAUAAUUUGUCUGGAGUAAUUCCUAGAUCAAUUAGUUUGUUAUCUAAAAUUCAGCAUUUGCUUUUGGGGCAUAAUAAUUUUUCUGGAAAUCUUCCUUCAUCUUUAAAGAAUUGUACAAAACUUGAAGUUCUUGAUGUCGAAUCUAAUAUUCUAGAAGGAAAUAUACCAUCUUGGAUUGGGGAAAGACUCACCAAUAUGAUUUUGCUUCGAAUAAGAUCAAAUAAUUUCUAUGGAAUUAUACCAUCAAAUCUAUGCCAUCUUCAAUCUGUUCAAAUAUUUGACAUGUCCAUAAAUGCUAUAUCUGGAUAUAUUCCUUCAUGCAUAAAAAAUUUCACCUCUAUGGUAGCCAGGAACAAGUUUAAUGAUCAGACAGACAUUUGCACAAUGGCUGGCAUUGUACGGUCUGAUGUUAUUAUAUCGAUCAUGUGGAAAGGUAUUCUUCGUGAGUAUAGCAGCACUCUUGGAUUAUUAAGAGUGAUUGAUCUCUCAUGUAAUUUGAUUGGAAAAAUUCCUGAAGAGUUAACAAAUCUUGUUGAAUUGGUUCAACUUAACCUUUUAAGGAAUAAUUUGAAUGGAACUAUCCCUACGGAGAUCGGGAACUUGAAUAAGUUAGACUCUCUAGAUUUAUCCCACAACAAGCUUUGUGGUGUAAUUCCAACAAGCUUGGCAAGCAUAUCUUCUUUGUCGUUCUUGGAUUUGUCAAGUAACAAAUUAUCAGGAAGAAUCCCCACCGGCACUCAACUACAAAGUUUUGAUGCUUCGAUGUACAUUGACAAUGAUGGAUUGUGUGGACCUCCAUUGACCAAAUCAUGCGUUGGAGAUGAGUCACCAAAUGGUUCUCGAGAUCACUCGGGUGGUACUGAAGGUUUUUUUAACGAUGGAGAAGAAUGGUUUGACAUGUCAUGGUUUCAUAUGGGAAUUGGGGUUGGAUUUGGAAUUGGAUUUGCUGGAGUUUGUGGUAAUUUAUUACUCAAUGCUUCUUGGAGACGUAACUAUUUCCAUUACAUGGGCACCAUUGGAGAUUGGCUUUAUGUGACGAUUUCUGUCAAAACAAAUUUAUUGAAGAGGAGGUUCCUUAAUUAGAAGAAGGUGUAGCUUUGAAGUUUCAAGAGUUUGCAAUUAGAAGUAUCAAGAUGUUUAUUCAUUAGAUUAUGGCUCCAAAUAAAAUCAUCAUCUUUAUUUAGUAUUUGUAUCUUUGAAUGUAUUACAUAAAAGUAUUCUCUGUGUGAUUUAC